GCCUUUUGUCCUUUUGUCCCUCUCUCUCCCUUCAUCGACUCCAGACGACUGCCUCGUCGCUCGUUAAACCAUCAUUUGGUGACUUCUUGUCCCUAUCCGCUCCUUUAUACUGCUUUGUAGGUGUUGUAUACUUGUCGUGUCGAAAGAGGCUGGUCAAUCGACUCUCGUCUUUCCCCCAAGUUCUUGUCGUUUGAAUUAUUCACAUCUGCCCGCCUCGUUGUCCAUCUUGGGUCUCAUUUCGACACGUGGAUCAUAUUCAACAACUCAAUCUUCGGCCGUCCUCUCAUCGCGAAAGAGACACAAACCGCUGAAACCAGCCUGUCGGCAUAUCCUGGCACGUAUUCUGCAAAAGAAGAGGGCAAGAAAUUCAACCCAUCUACAGACUACAAUGAAGUCGUCUGUUGUUCUGGCCCUAGGUUCGGCGGCCUUGGUGGCGGGCCUCCAGCAGUGCACUGGUUCUUCGAAGAAUGAGGGUGGGAACUGGUUCUGUGGCGCUGUCAACCAGAUUCUCUACUCCAAUGUUGGCCAUUCGGGCUCCUACAAGGCCGUCUCGAGUAUGGGCAGCGACGGUUCUUGCGAGUAUGAGAACCAUCCCUUCUCCGGGCCCUUGGCUCCUUUCAACGAAGAGCUCACUGCUCUUUUCCGUGGCCCCAUGAAUCUUGCUCAGUUCGCCGUUUACAACGUCAGCCCCAUCAGCAAGCGCGACACCACGUCUCAGCCGUCUAUGCACGCGCGCCGCCACGGUCACCAACAUCUCCAUCAGAGACAUGCCGAGAAGAAACGCGCCGAGGCCAAGUUCUCCAAGUCCACUCGGCCCAAGCCUGAGGAGCUCGAACCCGUAGCUGAGCCCGAGCCCGAGCCUGAGCCUGAGCCCGAGCCUACUGAGGCCCCUUCAAGCCCCGCCCCUCCCAAGCCGACCUCGACUUCGUCCGCCUCCGACUCGACUGCCACUGGCGAUUAUAACCGCAUUGGCUACUACAAUGCCAAGCAGGGCAUUGCUGAUGGCAUCGUCUUCCUCGGAAAUUACGGCGGUGACGGUUCCGGCCAAUUCGACAGUGUCUGGGGCAACUCGCUCUCCUACAUCAACUCGAAGGCCACCGGCGGCGCCUCCUCGCCGCAGGUUCUGGACGAAGUCCUCAUCCCAUCCAACAAGGAGUUUGCUAUUUACUCGGACAAGCCCUGCGAGGGUAAUAGCUGUGGCUACUACCGUCCCGGUUCCGUUGCCUACCAUGGUUUCCCAGGCGACUCCAAGGUCUUCCUCUUCGAGUUUGACAUGCCGCUUGAUGGAGAAAGAGGCUUCAACGGUGAUAUGCCCGCCGUCUGGACUCUGAAUGCCAAGAUUCCCCGCACUGAGCAGUAUGGCGACUGCGCCUGCUGGCAGUCCGGCUGUGGCGAGUUCGACGUCUUUGAGAUUCUCGCCCCUGGCGACACCAAGGCUAAGAGUACCUUCCAUGCCGAGGUCAAUGGCGGCUCGUCCGACUACUUCGAACGCCCUGUCAACGGGAUGAUCAAGGUCGCCACCAUCUUUGACGGGCCGAGCGGUCAGGUGUCCGUUAAGAUUCUGGACAACGACGUCGAGUUCUCUCCUAGCCUCGGCGAGGAGCUCGUUCAAAGCUGGAUCGAGACCGAGAGGACUUCCGGUCUGCUCAGCUUGUUCUCUCUGCUGUCUGGCUAGAACGGCCGGACAAUGGCGGUGCCCAACAAUUUAUUUAUGCACAACUUGUACCACGGAAUCUCGAGUUUGGAGCCAUCAUCUAAAGCGGCGAAUGUUGCAGCAUAUAACGGCGGAACAUCGAGCUUGUUCGGGGCGUUUUUCCUUUUUCUGCAACUGGCUUUGGGUCAAGCAAACCAACAGCCGAGGCCUAUCUAUCUAUAUAAGAGAGUGCGAAACCUCCUAGCCGGGCAACACUUUUUUUCGAUUCGAUGAGUAUAUACAUCUUAAAACUUAAUAGCUAGUUUGUCCGCUCCCUUUGGACACGACAUCAUGAGUAUGAUGAUGGCUUGCUUUACUUUUUUUCUUUCUUUUCUCGUUCUAAGUCUUGCACUCUGGAAGCGAUGUAACUAUAGCGUGGUAUACGUCUAGGCUACCUUAGCCUUCAAUGCAAUGGUCCAGAAGCCCCUGAG
Sodiomyces alkalinus F11 is the source of this 2124-nucleotide messenger RNA. RefSeq lists its product as hypothetical. The transcript is spliced from 4 exons. NCBI's taxonomy places the organism in Eukaryota, Fungi, Ascomycota, Sordariomycetes, Glomerellales, Plectosphaerellaceae. Gene Ontology annotation, cellular component: fungal-type cell wall. The coding region runs from base 389 to 1675 and encodes 428 amino acids. The record is from RefSeq and is a predicted model, not a curated record.